GCCCUGCGGCGCGGGCGCUCGUGCGCGGGAGCCGGAGGCCUGAGGCCUCAGGUGUCCCCCUCAGCCAGAGGGAGGGCUCGGCCUGGGGGCGGUUACGGCCGAGCCUCUGCGGCUUGGGAUAAAACCACCACCGCUCAAGUAUCAGCCGCCGCGAAGACUACACCGAGAAAAAAAAAAAAAAAAAAAAAAAAAAGGAAAUCAUGCAAGGAAACGACCCCUCUGGAUAAAUCGCAACCUCGUCAGUCAACCAGCAUUUGAUGUAAGCGCCUAUUGUGUACCAGGCACUGUGUUAAAGGCUAGGAAUACAAAAAAAAGGAGAGAAUGGCUACUUUUAAGAGAAAUCUCAGACAAGAAUUGAUUUCCCAGUUUCACUCAUUAGCUGCUGAAGGAAACAUCAGCAAGUUAUCAAUAAUUCUCAAUCAAUAUCCAUUUCUUAUAAAUGAAAUUUCUGAAAAUGGUUGGACUGCCCUAAUGUAUGCUGCAAGAAAUGGGCAUCCACAUGUUGUUCAAUUUCUGCUGGAAAAGGGGUGUGACAGGUCUAUUGUUAAUAGAUCAAACCAGACUGCACUGGAUAUUGCUAAGUUCUGGGGCUAUAAGCAUGUAUCUACCUUACUGUCUAAAGCCAUGGGUGUACCGAAACCAUUUUACCUGCUCAAAAAAGUGGAAGAAUAUGAAAAUUAUUUUAGCAGGACACUUCUAGACAGGAAGAGUGAGAAAAGAACAAAUUUGAAGUGGCUGUCAGCUAAACAAAGCCAUCCAGACACAGUCUAUAUCCUUUUCUCUGACUUAAGUCCAUUGGUUACAUUGACUGGCCAACAGCCAGAAGUGAGGCUUUGUCGCUUGAAUUAUCUACAUAUAAAAGAUUAUAUAGCCAAUCCUGAUAAUUUUAUCCUAGUUUUUCUUGGGGUAGAACUUGGAACUAAAAAAGAAUGUAUUAACAUUAUGAUUAGAGAAGAUACAAAAGAGGAGGAUGAGGAUGAGGAUGGGUUGGUUGCUUGGUUUGCCCUUGGUAUAAAUGCCAUCUGUGCUGAACAGUUUAAACAAAGACAUGAAGACUGUUACUUUCUUCAUCCUCCAAUGCCGGCUCUCCUACAGUUGAAAGAAAAAGAAGCUGGGGUAGUAGCUCAAGCAAGAUCUGUUCUUGCCUGGCAUAGCCGUUAUAAGUUUUGUCCAACAUGUGGAAGUGCAACUAAAAUUGAAGAAGGUGGUUAUAAAAGAGUAUGUUUAAAAGAAGACUGUCCCAGCCUUCAAGGAGUUCACAACACAUCCUACCCAAGAGUUGAUCCAGUAGUAAUCAUGCAAGUUGUUCAUCCUGAUGGAAACAAGUGCCUUUUAGGAAGACAGAAAAGAUUUCCUCCUGGCAUGUUUACAUGUCUUGCUGGAUUCGUCGAACCUGGAGAGACAAUAGAAGAUGCUGUUCGAAGAGAAGUGGAAGAAGAAAGUGGAGUCAAAGUUGGCAGUGUUCAGUAUAUCUCUUGUCAGCCUUGGCCAAUGCCCUCCUCUUUAAUGAUUGGUUGCUUGGCUGUUGCUAUGUCUACAGAAAUUAAAGUUGACAAGAAUGAAAUAGAUGAUGCUCGCUGGUUCACUAAAGAACAGGUUAUUGAUGUUCUUACCAAAGGAAACCAACAAUCUUUCUUUGUGCCACCAAGCAGAGCUAUUGCACACCAGCUAAUCAAACACUGGAUUGGAAUGAAUUCUAAUCUUUAAAUUCAAGAACCUGGUUUUGCAGCACAUUAUUUUGCUUCUGAUUACUGAUUAGUUUUAAGUCAAUUAGAAAUAUUUUGUGAUCUUCUAAAGCAUCAAAACAUCAUCCAUUGUAGCUUUUUUGAAUUUUAUCUGAGUGUUAUCCAUCUUAGGAACAGAAAACAGAAUUAAUUUCUUUGUAAGUCAUAUAACUACUUCUCCCUAGCAAAAGAUGUUUUCCUUGUAGUAAAGAAGCAUGACUUUUUAAGCCAUGAGAAUAAAGACAAAGGAUUCAAAAAACUAAAUUCUAAUCGUGGCUAUUCUAACGUUUCUUUUUAAGUCUUAGACAUAUCAUUUAAAAUGCAUUUCAUUUCUUCAUCUGAGAAGUGAGAAUAUACUGGACAUUAUUUUCAGUGGGAAAUAUUUUAAGAAAAAAAAAGAAAAUAUAAAAUAAGCUAUCUUGCA
Molecule: messenger RNA, 2148 nt
Organism: Sarcophilus harrisii (Tasmanian devil)
Lineage: Eukaryota; Metazoa; Chordata; Mammalia; Dasyuromorphia; Dasyuridae
Gene: NUDT12
Product: nudix hydrolase 12
Exons: 8
Coding region: 322-1707 (461 amino acids)
Biological process (GO): NAD+ catabolic process; NADP+ catabolic process
Cellular component (GO): cytosol
Molecular function (GO): metal ion binding; NADH pyrophosphatase activity; protein binding
Source: RefSeq, a predicted model, not a curated record